Messenger RNA from Mauremys mutica (yellowpond turtle), 2368 nucleotides. It is a transcript of the gene GRB14, whose product is annotated as growth factor receptor bound protein 14. Gene Ontology annotation, cellular component: plasma membrane; cytoplasm. The transcript has 15 exons. The coding region runs from base 344 to 1798 and encodes 484 amino acids. The record is from RefSeq and is a predicted model, not a curated record. Gene Ontology annotation, biological process: negative regulation of insulin receptor signaling pathway; insulin receptor signaling pathway. NCBI's taxonomy places the organism in Eukaryota, Metazoa, Chordata, Testudines, Geoemydidae.
CAAGUACUCAGAACUUUCAAGACUUCCAUUGUUAAAUGCCUUAGGCUAUGCAUUGUGAAGGCAUACAAGGCUUGAAAUUCUAGUUCUGAAAGGGGACGGGGCACCCUUCAUGCAGUCCUGACAACCUUGUGGGCAGAAAGAGCAAAUGCAUCCACAUCAGAAAUUUGUGAGGUAGCCAUGUGGCCAACUGGUAUUACCUUUAUCAAGCACUAUAAGCUCCCAGCACAAGUUAUGAUUCUGACUCUGCCAAGCAGAUGUGGUUUGUAGCUCAUAGAAUACAUACCAGGAGGACUUGGCAGCUGUCAGACACGGACAUGGCUCAGUUUCAGUAUGAACACAGUAAAUGGAAGGACAAAGGGGUGUGAGGAUCAAAAAGAAAGAGCUUGGUGCGUUGGAAAUCCCAUCAAUUCCAAACCCUUUUCCUGAGCUAUGUUGCUCUCCGCUUUCAUCGGUUUUGUCAGCCAGCCUGUUGCCCAAGGCAACUUCAAGAAAAAAGCAGGUAAUUAAAGUAUACAGUGAGGAUGACACUAGCAGAGCUUUGGAAGUGCCAAGUGAUGUAACAGCCAGAGAUGUAUGCCAGCUAUUAAUACUGAAGAAUCAUUACAUAGAUGACCACAGCUGGACACUGUUUGAACACCUUCCUCGCAUAGGUCUAGAAAGAAUUAUAGAAGACCACGAAUUGGUAAUUGAAGUUCAGUCAAACUGGGGAAUCGAAGAAGAAAAUAGACUGUAUUUUAGAAAAAACUAUGCCAAAUAUGAGUUUUUUAAACACCCAGUGAAUUAUUUUCCAGAGCAUAUGGUGUCGUUGUCAAGCGAGACCAGUGGAGUGAUAGGCCACACGCAGAUAUUACAGAUGUUCCUAAGUUCCAGCACAUAUCCUGAAAUUCAUGGUUAUUUGCAUGCAAAGGAGCAAGGGAAGAAAUCAUCAUGGAAAAAAUUAUACUUUCUUUUGAGAAGAUCUGGCCUAUAUUUUUCCACUAAAGGGGCAUCAAAGGAACCAAGGCAUCUGCAGUUUUUCUGUGAAUUCAGCAGUAGUGAUAUGUAUAUGUCUUUGGCAGGCAAAAAGAUGUCUGGAACACCAGCAAACUAUGGAUUCUGCUUUAAGCCUAACAAAGCAGGAGGAGCCAAAGACCUGAAGCAGCUUUGUGCAGAUGAUGAGCAGAGUAGGACUUGCUGGAUGACAGCAAUUAGAUUACUUAAGUAUGGAAUGCAGCUGUAUCAGAAUUACAUGCAACCAUAUCAAGGUAGAGGUGGCUGCAGUUCUCUUUCUAUAUCACCUAUGAGAAGCAUUUCAGAAAAUUCCUUGGUAGCAAUGGACUUCUCAGGACAUAGAAGCAGAGUUAUUGAAAAUCCAACAGAAGCCCUUUCAGUUGCAGUUGAAGAAGGGUUAGCAUGGCGGAGAAAAGGGUGUUUACGACUCAACACACAUGGAAGUCCUACCACUUCUCAAAGUGCCACAUCCAGUGUAGCUAUACAUAGAACACAACUGUGGUUUCACCAUAAAAUCUCUAGGGAUGAAGCUCAACGACUUAUUUUACAGCAAGGACUUGUAGAUGGGGUUUUCUUGGUACGGGAUAGCCAAAGUAAUCCCAAAAUGUUUGUAUUGUCAAUGAGCCAUGGACUAAAAAUAAAGCACUUUCAAAUUGUACCACUGGAAGAUGAUGGAAAGCUAUUCUGUACACUGGAUGAUGGUCACACCAGAUUUACUGAUCUCAUCCAGCUUGUGGAGUUCUACCAGCUCAAUAAAGGAGUAUUACCUUGCAAGUUAAAACACUAUUGUGCCCGAAUUGCUCUUUAACCAAAACCAAGUUGGUUCACCAAAUAGAAAAAAGGAGAUCCUAGAACACUUUUCCAAGGCAAUUUCCUAGGGGGAAAAGUCAAUAUUUUGAAAUGGUUGUGAUUUUCAGAUGCAAAGAAAAGUUUAUAUGCUCUGUACAGAAAGUACUUUGCAUUGUAAUUGUCACUGCAAAAUAACUUUACAGUCAAAUGAACUUCAGAAAAAAAUAUUUCAUGUGAAAUUAUGUAAUGUUGCAGCACUGGAAUCUUUUUCAAAUGCAAACAGAUAUUUUUAAUAUUAUGCAACUUUAUUUACCAAAAUAAAAUUGGAGGGUGCCUCCUUGUUAGUAAUAGAUGACUAAUAAAUGAGUUAAUUGUAUUCAGAAGUACUCUACACUGUUGAAUAGAAAUUGUGUGUGUGGAGUAUAACAUCAACUUUGGGUGGAAAAACUCUAGAAGCUGGAUCGUACUUAAUUUGUAAAUCAAAAUUAUUUUGCACUAUAUUUUUAAAUGCUAUUUUGUGGCUUAUUGCAUUCAAAAGUGAAAAUAUUCUGAAUUAACCCAUUAAAAUUACUUCUAAUAUCUUGACUAA